AUGUCCGAGUACAGUCGGACAUAUGAAGGAUACAGACGCAGCAUGUCAGAGUACAGUCGGACAUAUGAAGGUCACAGACGCAGCAUGUCAGAGUACAGUCGGACAUAUGAAGGAUACAGACGCAGCAUGUCAGAGUACAGUCGGACAUAUGAAGGAUACAGACGCAGCAUGUCAGAGUACAGUCGGACACAUGAAGGUUACAGAUGCAGCAUGUCAGAGUACAGUCGGACAUAUGAAGGAUACAAACGCAGCAUGUCAGAGUACAGUCGGACAUAUGAAGGAUACAGACGCAGCAUGUCAGAGUACAGUCGGACACAUGAAGGUUAA
Molecule: messenger RNA, 327 nt
Organism: Knipowitschia caucasica
Lineage: Eukaryota; Metazoa; Chordata; Actinopteri; Gobiiformes; Gobiidae
Source: the annotation of a GenBank genome assembly